AUGGAGCCCGUGUUCCCUGGAGGAGUGCGCCACAGAAAACGGGAGAAAAACACUCCGCAGUUCAUCACAAUACCAGAUACUGAGGGAAGGGCUACCUCUGGGUCCCUGUUAAUAUCUACUGGAAUUGGAGAGGGGGACUGUUAUAUGCAAGUCACAAAUGAAAAUCAUGCAGAUGAGAAAGCCAUUAAUGCUAUCGUUAUAAAUUCAGUAUCCGAAUUCAAAAUCACAGAUGGACCAGCCAAAGAAACCUCCAACGAGAAAAAACUGUCAGAGUCCAGCACAUCACUGUCCUCCCUUGAAGAAUGCCAAACAAAAUUUUCCUACCUCCAGACUGAUACUUCAGUUCAUCAGAGAGACACUGAUGACGCGUGUGCCUCCCUGAUCCUCGCCUGUCUCUUCUGCCAGUUUUGGGACUGCCUCCUCAUGCUCCCCGAGACGUGCGAAGCCAUGUGCAUCAGCCUGUGCUGCCCCUCUCACGGGUACCACCACACCGCAGAUGAAAGCCACUCACGCGGCGACUGCAGCUGCAACUGUGAUGUGGACUGCAGCCUUUUUGAGUCAUGCCAUGAGACCAGUGAGUGCCUGGAGCUGGCCAUGGAGAUUUCAGAAAUCUGUUACCGCUAG
Molecule: messenger RNA, 624 nt
Organism: Chinchilla lanigera (long-tailed chinchilla)
Lineage: Eukaryota; Metazoa; Chordata; Mammalia; Rodentia; Chinchillidae
Product: myoD family inhibitor domain-containing protein-like
Exons: 3
Coding region: 1-624 (207 amino acids)
Source: RefSeq, a predicted model, not a curated record